Molecule: messenger RNA, 3986 nt
Organism: Eremomyces bilateralis CBS 781.70
Lineage: Eukaryota; Fungi; Ascomycota; Dothideomycetes; Eremomycetales; Eremomycetaceae
Exons: 2
Coding region: 172-3654 (1160 amino acids)
Biological process (GO): proteasome-mediated ubiquitin-dependent protein catabolic process
Cellular component (GO): nucleus
Molecular function (GO): ubiquitin protein ligase activity
Source: RefSeq, a predicted model, not a curated record
CACCUGCACUUCACUCAGUGAUCUCACACUCAUCACUGCUCUUCUCUUCCAAAAGCUCCAUGAAUCUCUCUCUCAUCCUCUUCCAAUCCUCAUAUUCAAUCUUCCCUAAUUUCAACCCGUGAUCCCCUGGAAUGAGGAGUAGCAACACUCCACCUGCGAGAUCCUGCCGAGAUGGAGGCUGUUGGGCAGGCGUCUCCGUCAAACGCCUCGCGUGCUCGUGAAAAACCACCCUCUCGUCGCUCCCAAAAUUCACCGAAUAUCCCGAAUCAUGUGGCCUCGGCAUCAUCUACCUCUCUCGCGAGCGAUAGGAGCCGGAGGUACUCCAAGAAUUCACAGGAGGGGCUGAAGCUGCCACGCUCUUCUGAUGGUUCCUUGGCAUCUUCGUCUAAGACACAAUCCAGUGAGAGCAUCAUCAUGGCUGCCGCGAAGAAGAAUGAAGAGCUGCUGAGCUCGCUGAAAUCGGACAUGGAGUCCAUUCGAAGCAUCGCCUCCUGCAAGAUCUGUGCCCGGCUUCUCUACGAACCCUACAUCAUCUCAUGCGGCCACACGUUCUGCUACAGUUGCCUUUGCACGUGGUUUUCCAACAAUAAACACAACAAAACCUGUCCAGACUGCCGCGCCGCGGUCCACGAGAUGCCGGCCCCAGCCUACCUCCUCAAAGAGCUGAUUACAGUCAUGAUUUCCCGGACCGAGCUCCUCCCUUCGUCGGAGAAAGAUGAACACGAAAGAUGGCAGAAAGAAGAAGCCGAAGCGGUGCAGAAGGAUAAGAACAAUACCAACCCUCAGCACGGCGGCCUCUUCAAGGGGGCCUUUAAGCGACGGUUCGGUACCGAUGCAUAUCAUGACGAUGAAGACAAUGUGGACAGGUGCCCGGCCUGCCACCAUGAGGUAGUUCAGGGAAUGUGCUCGCACUGUGACUGGAACGACUGGGACAUCGAGACAGGCGAUUCAGACUCCGCGGUCUUUCGUGAUGUGUGGGGCGGGUCACUCCGAGGAUUUAGCGAUGAUGAUGCACGAACGGAUGAUGUUGACGCCGACGACUUAGACCACGACCUCGACAUGACGGACAAUGAUCUGGAUUCCGAUAUUAUCGCCGUAAUGGCCCACGAGCACCUGGCCUCGGCCGAAUUUGGAGACUACGACGGCAAUAACUACAUUCAGCAAUGGAUGAACAGACGCGGCGGCCCCCCUUCGCCUCAGGGAAUCCGACGAAUGCGACCACUCGCUGCCCACAGCGCUGCCGGAAGUCGACGCCGAUCGAACACUGCGAGUCUCAUGUCCGAUGAGAUAGAUAUGGACACCGUCGAAGAAGAGGAUGAGGACGAAGAUGAGGAUGAAGAAGACUCCUCUAUGGCCGACUUCCUCGAUGACGAUAACAUCGAACUUGCUUCGCAGACGAGCUCAUCCACCGGCGCCAGUGGGACUCCUCAACCGGAGCAACGGCCAAACCACCCAAGGCGGGCCAUAGUGAUAGUCUCUGAUUCGCCGGAACCUAGGGGACCGUCAACGUCAAGGUCGACCUCUCUUGAUGAGGAAUCCGAUGAAGACGACGAAGACGAGAGCCCUAUCUCACACAUUCGACGACGACAGACCAGGGUGCAGGCCCGUUUGAACCGCAACCGCAAUGUGCCUUCUUCAAACAUGGAUCCGGAAAACCAUUUAUUCCAUCAGGCUCUCCGGAAUCGAGGCUGGUCACCAUUGGAUCAGGGUGCUUCUGCUGGGGUGGAAGAAGGGGGUGGAGAGUAUGAUGAGGACAGUGAUGGGGGAAGGACGACGGUCGGGUUAGAGACGAACACGAACCACGCUUUGCGGAACCGAAACUCAGGAUCUCUAACACCUACUGCAGACACAUAUAACGCGGCUUCCACCUCAUCCCCACGACCUCGGACGACCCGCUUCCCGGACGGUUCCCGAGGACUCCGGAGAAGGAGUUCCGUACUUUCUGUCUCAUCCAUAAACUACGAAGGAGAGGCAGACGACGAUGAUUCCGAUAUUGAUCGAGAUGGCGAUAGCACUAUGGGAGAUGUUAGACGCGCAUCAAAUGCUAGGUUGGGGGCGUCCAUAUCACGACCAUCCGUUGGAGUGCAACAAGUCCUCGGAGAUGGGCUGGAUGGCGUCUCGGACGGCUCAUCCGAUGAAUCGAUUGCACGACACCAAGGCCGCCGACGUACGAGACAACGACGCGACUACGACCCACGAAUUAGCUUUAUGUUUGCGGAACAUCAGAAUUUUGAGAGAAACGUGUCUAUGGAGAGGGAGGACGACGUCUUUGCCCAGUUGGAGCUGUUACGUGGAUCAACCCCAAUUCACCGCCCGGGGACAUCGAAUCGAAACAGGCGAAACGCAGCAAAUACUAUGAACGGACAUACGAAUUCUGCAUAUGCACAACAUCCUGCGUACCCUGUUGAGCAAGCUUCUCCAGACCGUCGCCGAACGCCAGGGAUUGGCAGAAGAGCCUCCAACAAUAGGCUUAUGGCAGCAGCUGCGCAGACUGACGGCUUCACACCGUCAUUUGUCCCGGCUUCAUCUGCGCAUUUGGGGAAUUCCGGAAACGGCAUCUACAUUGAUGGACGAGGUUCUGUGGAUCCGGAUCCAAGGGAUUCACGGCCCAAUAUUCGUGCAGCGUCGAAUCCAAUAGCGAGCGGCGCAACAAUUCCAGACGCAAUUGUCCGUCCGAUGAGCCGUCAGAAUUCGCGGCCUCCUUCUGCCACAGGCCGACGGCCAACUGCACCCGUCAAUGCUCCGUAUCAAAGCCCUUUUAUGGGCCCAGGUCUGAACUUCGCGGCUCGAUCCGUGCAACAAAGUCUGAACUCCGCUGUUCGAACCAUGCAGCAAAGUCACAACCCGUUCGCACCGCGUCUCCAAACCAACGUUCGACCCCGCCAAUCCAGCCAACGACUUCGCGAGCAAACUUCAACAGCGACGAUCCGACCUCGAACUUCGACCCGCACGAUGCGCACCCCGCCCUCUCAGUCUUCGAUGCGAGAUCACGACACCGCGUCUGGACCUGACCGAUCCCGAACCCCACGAGCGUCUGUGGCACCAUCCAGUUCCAGCCAACAUAGCCCAAGUUCCGCACGCCCACAGGCAUCUCGCGCCAACCUCCGACCUCAACCCUCCCAAGCUCGCUUGAUGCCGCAGCCAUCAACCCGACUGCUUCGCGCCGCUGUCGACCAGGUCACUAACAUGCCUCCCAUCACCCCUCUCAACGGUGUCCUCGACGACGCCGAGCGUCGCCGCCGCGCAAGCGAACUCGUCCGUCGUCGCGAGCGUGAACUCCUCCAAGGGUCAACCCCUCGCCGAGUCCACGGUUCCGACGCCAUCAGCGUCUCCUCUGGUCCAUCCAGUGCACGAUCCUCAGCCGCGCCACUCGGCACCGCAUUCAACCCGAUCACAUUCAGCAAUGCGGCGUCAAGCGCCAACAUCGCGCGACAGCGAGCGGUUUCCGGGCCGGCGGCACCGUUUGUGCCCCCUCGGCGAACCGAACGACCUCAGGCUGCGACAGGAGAGGGGAGCACGCACACAAAUGCAGGGAUCCAGGGACUGCGGCCGCGAAGCGGAGUCGGGCUUCCGGGCGUGGCGGAGAAUUUCGGGCAGCAGCUGGCGAGGGAGAACGUGGCGUCGACGGCCGCACGGGGUGAGCGAAGUCGUUAGAGGGGGGUGGUUGGCGUUGAAUCGAUUUUCUUGCAAGGACGAUCACGACGGACGGAGCAGACAGCUCUCAUGAUGAUAAGAGGGCGUUUUCAGUAUUCAGCAGCAUGACAUGGCGGAUUGAUGGUUUUCGGUUAUUGUUACGAUCGUUCGGGGACGGGCGGUCAACGGCCUGGAAGCAACGUUUAGCGAUGGUGCAAUAUUCGUUUAUGGGAAGCGGUCGCAGGCCACAAAUGAACUCUAUAGCAGUAGUGAACUAAAAUCACUGACUUGAUAUGUCUACCCGACUCCUUGCGCCGCGUUUGGGCCGGGGUUUGAUGUGUCGUGUUCCGACC